Molecule: messenger RNA, 3921 nt
Organism: Oncorhynchus gorbuscha (pink salmon)
Lineage: Eukaryota; Metazoa; Chordata; Actinopteri; Salmoniformes; Salmonidae
Product: putative testis-specific Y-encoded-like protein 3
Exons: 7
Coding region: 437-2062 (541 amino acids)
Biological process (GO): nucleosome assembly
Cellular component (GO): nucleus; chromatin
Molecular function (GO): chromatin binding; histone binding
Source: RefSeq, a predicted model, not a curated record
AUCAGCGAAUUGUUUUCCUGUCCCGGAAUGUAAUAAAUAUCGCGGACGAAGAAAUAGUGAGGGAAAGGACAAAUAAGUAAUUUCAGCACUGUGUGAUUUAUAAACCAAUACAUUAUUCAAUGUAAGGUUAAUACUUUAUUAAUUUGCACAACUAUUGCUAAAUUGUUAUCUGGCUUUUAAGAGAAUGGGGCCGUGUUGUGAUACGAAGGACACACGUAAGGUAAGCUAGCUCGCUUUAGGCCUCUAGUUAAAUUUACGCGGAAAAGGAGGGCAAGUAGCUAGCCAAACUAGCUUGCUAACUGUUUAUAGGAAAUACUAGCUAGUAAUUUGUGCAACGAACAAGUUAGCCAGUUACAUCUAAGCAAGCAAGUCCAAUACCCCCUAACUCAUUUGUGGUGUAUUGCUUUAGCUAGUAAGCUGAGGUUAAUUGGCAAAAAUGAGCGAAAAAAAGAGCUGCAGCAAAAAGUCUGCAGUCUCCGCACUGAAGAAACGAUGUCCGUCCUCUAAACAGGCUGGUGAGGCCCCGCUUCCUAGUAAGUUAGCCAGAGUGGGCGACGACGUGUCCAGUGAAUUAACAUCGAAUUCUCAUGGAAACAAAAAUAGGGAAGAUGGUGAUAAAGUAUCAGCCAUGGAAGAGAAGAAUGGAAAUGACGAGAGUGGACUAGACUCUAAUGCACAGGUCAGCGCCGCGGAGAGUGCACCAGUCUCUCGCGAUCCAAAGAAAGUAGACACAGAGGAAAGUGCUGGAGAUUGCCGACCCUCAACUUCAAUGGACCAGUCUGAUUCGGCCACAAUAGCAGCCGCCAAGGCACUCGCUAGUUCCACAAGAGCAACAACAGAUGAGGCGAAACAAACCUGCUCCUCCAAAAAAGUUGUACAUCAUGAGAGACUGGGACACAAAGUUAAGCGUGGUGACCAUGAGUCCUCAAACGAACGGGCAAAACCUGAAAGGGGUCUUCACACGCAGGCAGCAGCAGCAGACAGCUCUACCUCACUGUGUGGAGUUGACAGGGAGGAUGCCGAGGACAUGCCCGAUGAGGACGACAACUCAACACCUGGAUCAUCCUCCACACAGAGUUCCUCAUUCCCAUCAGAUAAUGACGAUGAUGGGGAGUGCGCCAUAGUAUCAGUGAAGAUGGUCCCAGAGAUCCGACAAUCAUUGUCCCUUCUAGCACAGGUACAGAUGAGGCUGGAUACUCUGGAGAAGAAAGGUGCGUGGCUCCACCAGCGGUUAGAGCUGAAGAUGAGCUGCCAGCGCCGUCCACACCUGGACCAGCGCAGCUCAAUCACACAAGCCAUCCCUGACUUCUGGGUCACGGCAUUAUUGAACCACCCUCAUCUCUCUGCUCACAUCGACGAAACUGAUGAAGACGCUCUCAGUUACAUGACCAACCUUGAAAUUGAAUCCUUCAAAAACAACAAGCUUGGCUACAGAAUUGGGUUCCACUUCAGGCAGAACCCUUACUUCCAAAACGUCAUCAUAGUGAAGGAGCUCCACCUUGGAAUGGGAGGAACUCCAGUGUCUUUCUCCGACCCCAUCCUGUGGUACCGCGGGCAGAAUCUGACGCUCCACAGUGAACCCAGGAGAUCGAGACGUGGCAUCUACCAGACCUUCUUCAGCUGGUUCAGCGACCACACCAGCCCUGGCCGGGACGAUAUAGCACAGAUACUGAAGGAUGACCUUUUCAGAAACCCUCUGAGAUAUUACCUGACUCCACUCUGGGAACCCAGGCAGAAUGGCAGCACCAGUGGGCCCAAGCCAGCUGACAACAGCAACAGGGAUGAUUGUGUGGUGAUCUCCGACUCGGAUGAUGAUGAAGACCAGGCUGAAGAGCAGGCUAAGCCUGGACGAGGUCAUAGCAGGGAAGAGGAGGAUGAAGACGAGGACGAGGUGCAUGGGGGCCAAGUUGCAGUGUCUGAUGACAGCGGCCAGGAGGCCAGAGAGGAUGAGGACUCGUACGGAGAGAAGGAUGAAGAGGUGGAUGAAUCACAAGGUCGCGAGGUUCGAGACCAAGAUGACGAGGAGGAUAUUGAGGUGGACGAAGAAGCGGACGAGUGCUAAGAUUGUUCAUUUUUCCCAGUUUCCUUUUUUCUUAUUAUGCACAAAAUCAAAAGUAUUAAUCCAUUCUAAGUUCCUCAUUGCCUUUUUAAUAAUCAGGGCAAAUUAAAAAAGCAGAGACAAUGUUUUGACCUCCUGGUCAGUCCACCUUUUGAGUACUUUAACAUGGUGAAAAAAAAACUUUUUCACCUUUAACAUUCUGUCAUAAAGGGCACAUGUUAAAAAACAUGUUUUCCCAUUUCAAGACUAUAGCAGGUGCCUGUUAAGUGACAAGUAAAGUGGGUUGACAUAAAAUCCCUGUUAACAGGGAGAAUGGAAGCUUGUCUUAUGCAACAGGGAGGGGCAAUUUGAAUGCAAGCUUCACCUCAAAUAAAAUUGUUAAAACUUUGGGUGUCAACCCUGUUACCCAUAGACAGACAAUUUAUGCUCAACCCGUAUAGUUUUCCACCACAAAACUCUAGAAAAUUGCCAAAAAGAAUCGAACCAGCUCACCUGCAUUUGUGCACAAUUUCUACUUAAAGUAUCAAAGGGAUGCAAAAGGCACUCAUUUCGUCGAACUACCCGUAUGUUUAAAAUUUAGAUCCCAGUAAUAAAGAGUCUAAGAAGCCAUGCCUAUAUAUCUUAAUUCUGCAUCGUAAAAGGUAUUCGUUCUUGAGUCAUUCACUCUUGUUAAUAGGGCUACUUAACACAAAAUGGAAAGAGAACUAAUACAAUCAUAUUAAAUGAGGUUUGAGACUGCGAAAAUUUGAGAGCAUCUCUUGUUGCAAGUAGUUCUAUAAAACAAUCUAGAUAUUUUACUGACCGGUAUCAGUGAUCAUGUCUUGAACUUUUCCUAUUGUAAAUCUGAUCUUUGACGAAGUAAAAAGGUGAUAUUAUUUUUUUGUUGAUGGGUUGUAAUCAUUUACAAAACAUUCUCGGUUGCACUUCGUACUGAACCAAAUCUUGUUCUCAGGGAUGACCUAGUCAUGGGUGUUUUCAUGGAAGGAAACUGAUUUAUUUUAGGGACCGUAUAAGGUUUUCUUACACACCUGGCAUUGUUUGGGUGUAUCUGUGUAAAUAAGUUUAUUCUACAGUAGUUUGUUAGUUUAAGGUAAAUAUAGGUAAUGUGUCACCAGUGUUUUGCCUUUUCUAUCAUAAACUUAGUGUAGCUCUACACCCAUAUUUUCUAGUCAGUGAAUUAAUUUAAAUAAUUUUAAAGCUGGAAUCCUGCAUGGCGACACAGCCACGUCCGUUUGCAAUAUUACAACAAAUAACACUUUUCCCCCUCUGUCAUUGCAAAGCAUGAUUGAAGAGCACAAUAUGUACUGCAAUGCUUUACUGCUCCUCAGCCAGUGGUCUGGGUUCCAUCUUUAAAUAUCUUUUAACAAAUUGAUUGAGAUGUGUGAAAUCCAAAAUUUUGUCAUGAAUUGUAAUAUGUUGAGCUUGUUGCAAUGUUAUCUUUUAGAAACUGGCAUCACAAGUUUUCUUUUUGUUGUUGUUGCAUUAAGUCACAAUGAUGUUUGAAUGGUGUGCUGUCCAGAGCGAAUAUUUGCAUUGAGUGGCCGGACGAAGUAGCAUAACUGUAGCCACGGGUUGCUCUUAAACUACUGUAACAAUACUAGUGCUUUUAUGUUAUUUCUUUUCCACACAAACUGAUGGCAUUGGCAUGUACAUAUUUAAAGUUAACCUUUUUUGCAGAGUUCAGAUCUGUUAAGCUUAAAUCGUUAUCUGUAACCAUCUGGAAUUUGAAAUAUAGUGUACAUUAACAGAAAGUUAUAUUUUGUGUGCUGAAUUUUAUAGUAUGCUGUAGUUUUGAAAAUGUUUGUUAGUUUUUUAAGAUGUCCACAUUUUGAAUCAGACUUAAUUAAAUAGCAAGUUAUUUA